Molecule: messenger RNA, 1794 nt
Organism: Candida dubliniensis CD36
Lineage: Eukaryota; Fungi; Ascomycota; Pichiomycetes; Serinales; Debaryomycetaceae
Exons: 1
Coding region: 1-1794 (597 amino acids)
Biological process (GO): mRNA cis splicing, via spliceosome
Cellular component (GO): U2-type prespliceosome; U1 snRNP
Molecular function (GO): protein binding; RNA binding
Source: RefSeq, a predicted model, not a curated record
AUGUCGUCAGAUUGGGAAGAACUACGAACCGAAACAGGUGAGGUUUAUUAUUAUAAUUACAAAACUAAUGAAACCAGUUGGACUCUUCCUGAGACAACCAAGACUUUACCCAAUGAAAAACAGGAAACUACAUCCAGUAGAGGCAAAUGGGAAGAAUAUACUACAGAUGAUGGGAAAAAGUAUUACUAUAAUGAAUCCACUGGAGAAACAACAUGGGAAAAACCAAGUGAGAUGUUAGAGGGCGAAACAAAUGACAAGGUAGAUGAGACUGAACUUAGUGAAUUAGAUAAAGAAUUAAAAUCAAAACCCGUUGAACUGGCAGGAAUAACAAGUUUUAAACCUGAUAAUGAAGCUAAAGAAUCAUUUUUGAAACUAUUAUCAGACAACAAAGUAGAUUCUACUUGGUCAUUUCAAGCUGUAAUGGAGAAUUUGGUGGAUAAACCAGAGUAUUGGUCGGUCAAAGAUCCAGUAACUAGAAAACAACUUUAUGAAGAGUAUUUGGUAUCGAAAUUUCAAAGUGAAUUAUCGAAUAAAUCAUUAUUAUUAGAAAAUUUCAAACGUAAUUUCAAAGAAGAAUUAAGAAAAUUAGAAGAAAAAGGGUUAAUGUGCUAUAAUACUCGAUGGAUUACUAUUAAGAAAUUAUGGAUUGAUCAAGAUAAUCCAAUUUUCAAACAUUCAAUGAUGCUGGAUUCUGAAUUGGCAGCAAUAUUUUAUGAAUAUACUGAUAAAUUAAAGUUACAACACGAGAAAAAUUUACAAACAAAGAAAAACCAAGCCUUGAUUGAAUUAUCUACAUAUUUAAGACAAGUUAAUUCAUCAUUAGUGGAAAAUUCUACCACUUGGGAAGUACUUUAUGAAAAUUUGAUUAAUGAUUCUCGAUUUCAAAGUAAUAAAAAUUUCCAAAAUUUAACCAAAUUAAAUAUCUUACAAUUAUAUGAGAAUGAAAUUUUCCCGGGUAUAAUUGAUGAUAUUAAAUCACAAAUAACUGAUAUAUCGAAAAUAAAUUAUCGUAAUGACCGCAAGGCACGCGAGGGUUAUAAAAAAUUGUUAACUGAAUUAGAAAUUGAAGCUGAUACUGAAUUUAAAGAUAUUAUUGAAAAAAUUGAGAAUAAUGAUGCCUUUAUUGAGAUUUGUGGAAGAAAUGGGUCUAGUGCAUUAGAAUUAUUCUGGGAUAUUGUAGAUGAAAAGAAACAAAUUUUAAAAGUUAAAAAGAAUUUAGUUGAUGCUGUGAUAGCCACUAUGAAGAAGAAUGAUAACAUUUAUAAUGAAAAGAUGUGGGAAUCGGCCAAAGCAUUUUCUGAUGCCUUGAAAUCAGUAGGGGAUGAAAGAUUAGCCAAUCUUGAUUUAACAACAACUGGUAAUGGGAAAGAAAUAACAAUGAUAUAUACAAUGUUGAAACAAGAAUUUGAAUUGAAGAAACAACAAGAACGGGAAAAAUAUCUUAAAAAAUUGGAUGAAGAUAUACAAAAAUUUGCUCGUUGGAUAUAUGAUAAUGAUAGGGAUUUAGGAGAAAACUUUUUACGUAUGGAAGGGACAAAAUUUGUCAUUUCUACUAGAGUGAACUAUGAAGAUGAAUAUAAAAAAUUACUGAAAUUUGAUGAAUUUAAACCCUUACUACAAUAUGAAACAGAAUUAUCAACAACAAGACUUACGAAAAAAAUUAUUGAAGAAUUUGUUUCUGAAUAUAAUAAACGUAUUGCGAGGAAAAGACAAUCAAGUAUAUCUUCUUCUGGUGUUGAAGGUAAACCGGAAAAGAAAUUGAAAACUGGUAUAGCCACUGUAUUAAACUACUAA